AUGACCCCUCCACUCCUCCGUCUCCUUGAAUCCAUUCUCAUCGACUCUCGCGAUGAAAGCAACUCCAGGGAAGUUAUUACCAUGGCGCAAUCAAUGGGCCUCUUCCUGAACAUGAUAGAAGGCAUGGGUCUUUACGCGUUUGGGGCAGUUGACGACGAUUUUCUCUUAUCGUUCUAUCCCGCUGAUCGUCCGCUUACCAACCACGCCAUCAUCAAGAUCAUAUACCCAGAGGCCAUCGAGAAGGAGAAAAGAAUGAGAAUUAGCCAUAUCACUUCAACACAGCCGUCGAGAUGGACAACGACAACGUGGGAUCAUACCGCGAAAAUGAUUAUUCACAAACUCGACCAGAUGGGCAUUGAUUGGGCGGCCGUUGAAUGCUUCCAGAGCGAGGGCGAAAGGGCGGGUGUGAGGUGCACUGAGAUAACGGUGGUUAUAACUGUCUACGCCUUGCCGAUGAUCAAUUGGGUGUUUCUGAAACUAAUCCAUGAUAUCCAUGCGAUGACGGAAGCUCGUGUUGAGAUAUGCGUUGGCAAGCUAGUGAGACAUGAUGGUAUGGUGGUUGAUACUUUUACGGAUCAGACGUUUCUACCACCUGGAAGUAAUGUCUCGUUCCACUAUGUGGUUGGGGAGUUCUCUGGUGGGAUAAUUGGGGGCAUCAUAGAGCUGGUUGAUGGUGAUGGUACAUGUCAAAAACUAUGUGCAUUGACUUGCCGGUCUUAUCUGCCAUCAACAAUGCUUGUACAGGACGUCGAUUCUGGUCUAGGUUCAAGCCGUACACCAUUACAGCAAUAUGGAACCAUCACCUGUUCAUAUCCCAGCAAUCAUUCGUGGUUCCAACAUGUCUCUGAUGCCUCAAGAGAAUUAAAAUGGCUUCACAACGUGAUCGAAGGGAUCGAAAGGGACUGGAUAGCGGAUUGUGGGCCGCAUUUUAUGUCUCACCAACGAGCCUAUUUACAGUCCAAGAAAGACGAAGCACACAAGAUGAAGCAGAUUAUCUCCGAUGAUAGUCUCAGUAUCGGCACAGUCUGCGCAUUUUCAGGCACACGCAUAUCUCACAAUCAUCAUCUCGACUGGGCACUCGUUGAUUUGGAGGGAGCCCGGGACCAACUUGAGAGUGUAAAUAUGAUUCGAGAGUCGUUGUCAUUCGACCAAAUCAAAAUGCCGCCAACCAGCACGGAAACACUCAAACCCGGCUCCGCUGUCUACAAAGCGAAAUACCCGGAUCUCACGGGAGGUCACGUCAGCUAUACAAAAAGCUAUGUGCGUUACAAAGAUCAGGAAAGUGAUAAGGUCAUAGUCGCCGCUGAAUGGGCAGUUAUCCCAGCCCGGAAUCACCAACGAUUCAGUGAGCCCAAGGACUGCGGUGCGUGGGUCAUAGAUCUUGUUAACAAUACAGUUGUUGGGGUGAUAUAUGCCUUGAACACUGCAACUGGGGUGGCGUAUGUUACUCAAAUACAGGAGAUAUUUGAUGAUAUUGAAAAGGAUACAGGGCUGACCGUGCGUUUACCGAAGGGAGUUGGGUGUUAG
This is a messenger RNA of Talaromyces amestolkiae, 1527 nucleotides long. RefSeq lists its product as uncharacterized. The transcript has 2 exons. NCBI's taxonomy places the organism in Eukaryota, Fungi, Ascomycota, Eurotiomycetes, Eurotiales, Trichocomaceae. Bases 1 to 1527 code for a protein of 508 amino acids. The record is from RefSeq and is a predicted model, not a curated record.